Molecule: messenger RNA, 2298 nt
Organism: Chara braunii
Lineage: Eukaryota; Viridiplantae; Streptophyta; Charophyceae; Charales; Characeae
Source: the annotation of a GenBank genome assembly
GAGGAACUCGCAUGAUAUACAACUGACCUGGAGCCUGCAGUUCGUGACCUCAUUCGAGAGUACCACGACGUUUUCCCAUCAUCGUUCUCGUACGUCGACACCCCACCGAUGCGGGACGUCGAACACUCCAUCCAGCUUGUGCCUGGCUAUCGUGUUCACCACCAGGCACCCUAUCGACUCUCGAUCCCCGAGGCCACCGAACUCAAGCGUCAGCUUGAGGAGCUCCUGAGACUGGGUUUCAUUAAACCCAGCAACUCCCCAUGGGGUGCACCCGUUCUCUUUGCUCGCAAAGCGGAUGAAACUCUCCAUCUCUGCAUCGACUAUCGCGGCCUCAACCACUAUACGGUUAAGAACAACUACCCCAUGCCUUGUUCCGACGAACUGUUCGACUGCCUAGCAGGCAACCGCUUCUUUACGAAAAUUGAUCUUCGUAGCGGUUACCAUCAGAUCCGCAUCGCUGCAGCCGACCAGCUGAAGACAGCAUUCCGAUCGCGCUUCGACCACUACGAGUUCACGGUGAUGCCAUUCGGCCUCACCAACGCACCCGCUACCUUUCAGAGGGCGAUGAACGACAUUUUCAGGGACAUCCGAGAGCAGUACGUUCUCGUCUACCUCGAUGAUAUCUUGGUCUACAGUCGUAUCCUUGAGGAGCACCUCAGACACCUCCGCGACGUCCUUGACUGUUUGCACAGACAUGACUUUUACGCCAAGCCGAGCAAGUGCCGCUUUGCCCAGCACAAAGUGAAUUUCUUAGGACACUACGUGUCUGACCAGGGUGUUCACAUGGACGACACGAAGAUCACUGCUAUUGCGGAUUUCACCACUGAGCACAUCAAGGGUGAGACUAAUCGGGUCGCAGAUGCCUUAUCCUGGCGCCCUGACCACGAUCAGGAGCAGAUCCAACUCUCUUCCAUCUCGGUCACCACCGUCCACCACUCGGUGAUCGACAAGUUUCGCACUCAGUACUGUCACUGCCCCGACUAUCGCGACAUCCAUUCGACCUUUCGGAGUGGCAAGACCGUCCCGAACUACUCUCUCGGGGACAACGGUCUUGUGUACUGGCACGGUUCACAGGGCAYCAGAGAGYCCCGUAUUUGCGUUCCCUCCACUGGACAACUACGCGUCCGAGCAGUAGCAGAGUUCCAUGACCAGGCAGCCGCCAGUCAUAUGGGCUUCCACAAGACGUUGGCUCGUGUGAGCCGCCUGUACGUCUGGCCGAAGCGCAAGGACUUUGUGAAGGACUACGUUGCAAAGUGUCCCAUCUGUCAGGAGGUGAACAUUGUGAACCACCUUCCUUAUGGUUUGCUCCAGCCUCUUCCUAUCCCUGAGGGUCGUUGGCAGUCCAUCUCGAUGGACUUUAUCGGUCCUCUUCAUCCUCCGACCCCCCAUGGUCAUGAUGCUAUCCUGGUCGUUGUCGACCGCUUCACGAAGCGUGCACGCUUUGUUUCGUGCCGCUAUGCCAUCAGUGCACAUGAGGUCGCCGACAUCGUGUUUGACCGAGUCGUGCGUGACCACGGCUUACCUUUGAGCAUCAUAUCUGACCGUGACCCGCGCUUUACCAGCCGAUUCAGGCGACGGCUCCUUCGCUUCUCCUCGUCUUACCAUCCUCAGACUGAUGGUCAGACCGAGAUCACGAACAGGACUCUCGGAGAUAUUCUCCGAAAGAUUGUUCGUGACGACCAGCAGUGGGAUCUCCAUCUUGCCCACACAGAGAUAGCCUACAACCACGCCGUUUCGCAAGCCACGGGGAUGUCGCCUUACUAUUGCAACCUCGGCUAUCACCCUCGUGUUCCCGCGGACUUCCUGCGACCGUCCCAGAUGCACCCCGACACGAGUUGUCCCGCGUUGGAUGAUUGGGUUGCACACAUGACGUCGAUCAUGAAGACCACACAUGAGCACAUAGCCGCUUCCCAGACUCGCAUGGCAACACGUGCGAACCGAUCGAGGAUGGAUCAUUCAUUCAAAGUCGGUGAUGAUGUGCUUAUCGACGCCCGCCACUUACAGCUCGAAGCGGACACGCUUCGCAAAUUUCGGCGUCGCUUCUUUGGCCCAUGCCGCAUCCUCCAGGCCGUCGGUUCUGAUACGACAUCCAGCCCGGUCAGCUUCCGUGUGAAGUUGCCCGACUACCUACGCCAGACUCGUGUGCACGAUGUCUACCACGUCUCGUUACUGCGUCCUUACCGUAGACCGUCUGAGCGUUUUGUUGGAUGACCAUACGAGCGCUCUCCACCCAUCAUGGUGGACGGUCACGAGGAGUUCCUCGUUUCAGACAUCGUUGGUCGCCGAGUCACCGACGAC